GCCUUCACCGUUUUGACGCCUUAGACGUUGAAAGAGGCGGCUGAGCUCUGCUUUACGCCGGCCCCGCCACUGUUCAGCUAAAAAGAACCCAACGACCCUCAACUCCUCCAUGAAUCGUUUUUGUCUCUGAUGUCACUUCUUCCCCACCUCCUCCUUUUCUUUCUUAUCCUCGCUUCACCUUCUCUUGCCCAGCUUAACUCCACCGCAUCAUGCCCCCUUAACUUCUCCAUCCUCAACCCCCUCGUCACCGCCUCCAAGGGCGCCACCGUCAGUCUCUAUGAAAAAUGCCGGAACAUUAUCCAGGGGUUGCGUCUCGUGAAGUCCUCUUACCUUCAGCUCACCAACUUAUUCGCCCCGCCGCUCAACUCGUCAGAGGCCUGCUGGCAAGCUUACCAGGAUCUCAUAGCGCCGAUCCUGCCUGAUUUUGAUAUCCGGAAAUCUUGUGGCUUCCAGACGGAUUGGAUCUCUGAGGGGUGUAUGAACAUCACCACCAAAUCCCAAUUCGAAGCCCAGGUUCCCAACUCUACCUUGCAAACAGUGUUUACGAAUUGUAAUCAGUCGCUGUUAAAUGGGUCGCCCUGUGCCUUGUGUACGCAGACGUUGGGGAGCUUGCAGGCGUCUUACUUGUUGGGUCAGUCGAUUGGGAAUCUCUCCGAUUGCACGGCAUAUCCUUCCAUUUACGCGGCGGGGAUUGUAAAUCACUUGGGGCCUACCGACAGAGGUACUGAGAUGUGUUUGUUUGGGUUUGAUUUCUCUGGUAAUAGCGGUGCUCGUAAGAACAAGAAUGUCGUGAUUUUGGUUGUUUUGAUUGUCGGUGGUGUUGGGUUGGUGGUGACCAUUGGUGGGGGUUGGUUUAUUUAUAGAAAGUAUAAGGAUUUAAAGAUUAAAAAGAUGAGACAUGAAGUCAGGAAUCUUGAGAUUGGAUUGGGGUCAAUUAGUGAGAGUACUACCUUAGUUAAAUUCACGUUUGAUGAGAUUAGGACGGCAACUAAGAAUUUCUCUAGGGACAGCAUAAUUGGGAGAGGAGGGUAUGGAAAUGUGUACAAGGGUGUCUUGCCAGAUGGCUCUGAGGUUGCAUUGAAGAGGUUCAAGAACUGUUCUGCAGCUGGAGAUGCAAAUUUUACCCAUGAAGUUGAGGUUAUUGCUAGCGUAAGACAUGUCAAUCUUGUUGCUUUGAGAGGGUAUUGUACUGCUACAACUCCGUUAGAGGGUCAUCAGAGGAUAAUAGUCUGUGACUUGAUGAAGAAUGGAAGUCUCCAUGACCAUUUAUUUGGAUCCAUGGAGGGGAGACUUAGUUGGCCCAUACGUCAACAGAUUGCACUAGGGACAGCAAGGGGGCUGGCCUAUUUGCAUUAUGGGGCACAACCAGCAAUCAUCCAUAGAGAUAUCAAAGCAAGCAAUAUACUUUUGGAUGAGAAAUUUGAGGCCAAGGUGGCUGACUUUGGACUUGCUAAGUUUACUCCUGAGGGGAUGACACAUUUGAGCACAAGGGUGGCUGGAACAAUGGGGUAUGUUGCUCCCGAGUAUGCAUUGUACGGGCAAUUGACUGAGCGUAGUGAUGUUUACAGCUUUGGUUGUGUUCUUCUUGAGUUGUUGAGUGGAAAGAAAGCUCUUGUCAUGAAUGAUGAGGGCCAACCUAAUCUUGUGACUGAUUGGGCAUGGUCAUUGGUAAGGAAAGGGAGAACUUUGGAGGUAAUCGAAGAUGGUAUGCCAGAGUUAGGUGCACCUGAAGUUCUUGAAAAGUAUGUGUUGGUUGCUGUUCUAUGCUCUCAUCCACAGUUGUAUGCUCGGCCAACCAUGGAUCAAGUUGUGAAGAUGUUGGAAACAGACUUGUCAGUUCCCUCAAUCCCAGAGAGACCAAUGCCUCUGGUAGCCGAGAUUGAUGACAUUGAGAGGUCUGUCAGUAGUUGUGGAUCAGGUCAGCUCUCGAGUCCUUCUGGGUACCAGGCAUUUAUGUUUGAUAAUGAUCAACCUUCUAGUAGCAAGGAAGGAGAGACAAGUUCAGGCUCUUGAAUAGAAGUGCUGUGAUGUACACAGCCUUAUAAUAGAGGAUUAUUUAAACUCUAAUGGUGCCUCCACUAAUUGGUAUGCUCUCCCCAUUUUAUCUAUUGCUCAGAUUUUCAUGCUUCCACAAUUCAGAAUAGUCUCUGUUGUUGUAAAGAUAAAAUAGAUGCAUGAUUAAGUUAAAUUCUUUUGAACUCAUAGAUCACCAAGAGCAACUGGUUACAUAUUUGUAAAUAUGAGUGAUGUAACGUAUUACAAUUUACAACUUUCUCUAUCAUGGCAAUGAUUUUGUACUAGGUAAAGUGGAAAUUGAUAAAAGUUUAGUUUUUUC
Messenger RNA from Rubroshorea leprosula, 2335 nucleotides. The record is from the annotation of a GenBank genome assembly. Lineage: Eukaryota; Viridiplantae; Streptophyta; Magnoliopsida; Malvales; Dipterocarpaceae.